GAGAGAAAGUGAGAGAAAAUCUUACCGAAGGCUCCAUUGUCUUUCUUUCUUUCUCUCUCUAUAACUCAAAAAACCUUCCAUCUAUACCUUCAGAUAGCUCUCAACAUCUACAUAUAUCCUUUCUCUCGUCUCUAAGAGUACAUAUAUAUAUAUAUACACACACACACACACAUAUAGAUAGAUAUAGAUAUAUGCAUUUUACAUAUAUACCUGUGAAUCUUCCUGGUUUGUGUAUUUUGGAGCCUUUUUUGGGCUCUUGAGGGUUAAAUGGAUUGUAUUUGAGAAGGGAUUUUCUGAAACAGGAUCUUUCAAAUUUUUAGAGGGUACUGUUACUGGUGCGUUUUGAUUUGUUGGAGAAAAAUGGCAACUGAGCAAGUAUUGCCUUUCUCUGUGGUUUCUGUUGUGGAGGAAAUUCUUCAACAACAUGGGAAUGGAACUGGGACUAGAUCAAGAGAAAUUGAUUUGGCUUCAAGAAAAGCUGAUGAAGCUUCCCUUAGAAGGUAUGAAGCAGCUGGGUGGCUUCGAAAAAUGAUUGGAGUUGUUGGGGGUAAAGAUUUGCCUGCAGAACCCUCGGAAGAAGAAUUCCUGCUUGGAUUGCGAAGUGGGAUAAUCUUGUGCAAUGUCAUUAACAAGGUUCAACCUGGAGCAGUGCCAAAGGUGGUGGAAGGCCCUUGUGAUUCUGUCACGGUUCCUGAUGGGGCAGCUCUAUCUGCAUUUCAGUACUUUGAAAAUGUAAGAAACUUCCUUGUUGCUGUGGAGGAAAUGGGCCUUCCAACCUUUGAAGCCUCUGAUCUGGGGCAGGGAGGGAAAUCUGCUCGAGUUGUGAACUGCGUAUUAGCACUUAAAUCAUAUAACGAGUGGAAACAAAAUGGUGGAGUUGGAACAUGGAAAUAUGGUGGAAGUUUAAAACCCCAACACAGUGGAACUGGGAAACCCUUCAUGAGAAAAGUUACAGAACCUUUCAUGAAUUCCUUUUCGCGGACCACGUCUUUGCCCAGUGGUGGUGAUCAUUUUUCCUACGAUGAUCUUGGCCAUGACCUCAAUGAAUCAAGUGCCUCUCGUUCGUUGCACAUGCUUGUGCGUGCAGUUAUUUCGAAUAAGAAGCAAGAAGAAAUACCAUAUAUUGUAGAAUCUAUGUUGAAUAAAGUCAUGGAGGAGUUUGAGCGUCGACUUGUGAGCCAACAAGAACUGAUGAAAGCAACAGCAAAAGACUUGGUAGCAUCUAGCCCUGGCAUGUCUCUUGAAACAACAUCUAGUGAUAUAAAGAUGGAAGAAGAAACUUCUACACCAAUCAAAGCAGAAGAAGCUUCCUCAGGAAUCACAGCAGAAGAAUACUGCAGUCAAGAGGAUGAUAUUCAUGAUGAGAAAUCAAAAAUUCAGCUUUUGAAGCAGCAAAUGAUGGUGGAACAGCAACAUAAACAUAUUCAGGAACUGAAACAUGCCCUUCACUCCACGAAAACAGGAAUGCAGUUUUUGAAGAUUAAGUAUCAGGAGGAGUUCAACAUUCUAGGCAAGCACUUGUAUGGCCUAGCUCAUGCUGCUUCAGGAUACCAGAGAGUCCUUGAAGAAAACCGCAAGUUAUACAAUCAAGUUCAGGACCUCAAAGGAAAUAUUAGAGUAUACUGCCGAGUGAGACCCUUCUUGCCUGGGCAACCAAACCGUUUCAGUACUGUGGAUCACAUAGAAGAAGGAAACAUUACAAUAAUCACUCCUUCAAAAUAUGGCAAAGAAGGAAGAAAAUCAUUUAAUUUCAACAAAGUUUUUGGUCCCACGGCAACUCAAGAGGAAGUAUUUGCAGACACUCAGCCUUUGAUUCGGUCGGUUCUUGAUGGAUACAAUGUUUGUAUAUUUGCUUAUGGCCAAACAGGAUCUGGGAAAACUUAUACUAUGAGUGGCCCGGAUGAACUUACAGAGGAGAGCCAAGGUGUAAACUACAGGGCAUUGAGUGAUCUUUUUCUUCUGUCAGAUCAAAGAAAGGAAAUUAUUUGCUAUGAAAUCUCUGUCCAAAUGCUAGAGAUUUACAAUGAGCAAGUGAGGGAUCUCCUUGCUAGUGAUGGUAUAAACAAAAGAUUAGAAAUUCGCAACAGUUCUCAGAAUGGGAUUAAUGUACCAGACGCAACCCAAUUACCUGUAUCAUCAACAGCUGAUGUCAUAAAUUUGAUGAACCUUGGACAUAGGAAUCGUGCAGUGAGUGCUACAGCAAUGAAUGACCGGAGCAGCCGCUCUCAUAGCUGCCUGACAGUUCAUGUUCAAGGAAGAAACUUCACAUCUGGAACUAUGAUUCGUGGUUCGAUGCAUCUUGUUGAUCUAGCAGGAAGUGAAAGAGUUGAUAAAUCUGAGGUGACUGGAGAUAGAUUGAAGGAAGCACAACAUAUCAAUAAAUCUCUUUCUGCUUUAGGAGAUGUGAUUUCCUCUCUUGCUCAAAAAAGUUCUCAUGUUCCCUACAGGAAUAGUAAACUCACUCAACUACUCCAAGAUUCCCUUGGAGGGCAGGCCAAAACGCUCAUGUUUGUCCACAUAAGUCCUGAGCAUGAUGCUCUUGGUGAAACAAUUAGUACACUUAAAUUUGCUGAAAGGGUUGCCACAGUUGAGCUUGGUGCUGCUCGAGUUAAUAAAGAUAGUUCUGAGGUGAAGGAGCUAAAAGAGCAGAUUGCUAACCUUAAGGCGGCCUUAGUUAGGAAGGAGGGAGAUUCAGAGCAUUCGCAAAAUUCUGGAUGCAGCACCCCAGAAAGACUAAGAAUGAAGCCAGGAACUGGAGAUAGUAGUCGUAGGCAAUCAAUGGAUAAUGCUGGUAAUAUAGAGGUGAGGAGCAAUUCUUCAUCUUCCCUGAGAAGAAGAAGCCUAGAUCUCAAUGAUUUGCGAACAAAGUCACCUCCUUGGCCACCUGUUGGAAGUCCUGCACAGAAUGAAAAUGAGGAAGAUAAAGAAUCAGUCUCUGGUGACUGGGUAGAUAAGGUGAUGGUGAAUAGGCAUGACAAUAUAAAGAGUGGAGAUGACGAAAACCUUCUGGGACAAUGGGAACUAGACAGCAGACAAUUGCCUGAGCCAUUUUAUCAGGGUUAUGCUCAAGACCCUUCCAAGAUUUACCCAGAACAACCCUUCAAUAAUAAAACUUCUACUGCAAAUAAUAAGGACAACCAAGAAUUUGAUGCACAGAGUCGUAGGUCUGAUGUUAUAUCCACUGAUUCUGAUGAGCUUGAGGCUGGAACAAGUGAUUCUUCCGAACCUGACUUGCUAUGGAAAUCAAAUCUUCCUAGAGAGAGCAGCCUUCCUAAUGGGUUGGGAUCUAAGCCAAAGAAGACUAAUACCAAGGCAAUCAAGAGACCAGAAACCAAGAGUUUAAUUCCAUCACUAAUUCCUUCUCCAUCAAAGAAACGCAAUGGGGUUAGUCCAGUCACAAGCAAGCUUGGAAGACAUCUAGUUGCUGCUGAUGUGAAAAGGAAAACUGGCCAUGCAAAGUGAGAAUUCUACUGUGAGAUGCUGAAGGAGAAGAUGGCUUAUGUUUUUUUUUUUUUUUUUUUUACCCUUUUUGUGUAUUUACCAUUACUACUUAGUUGUAGAGAGAGAGAGAGAGAGAGAGAGAGAGAGAGAGAGAUGUUUUCACACUUUCAAAUGGCAAUAACUUCAGUUGCCUAGGCUUUCUGCGAUGAAGAUCAUGAUAUUUAUGAAAUCCCACCUUACUGAUUUCGAUUUGUUCACGAGCGUGGUGUUCA
Hevea brasiliensis (rubber tree) is the source of this 3713-nucleotide messenger RNA. Its product is annotated as kinesin-like protein KIN-14I. NCBI's taxonomy places the organism in Eukaryota, Viridiplantae, Streptophyta, Magnoliopsida, Malpighiales, Euphorbiaceae. Gene Ontology annotation, molecular function: microtubule motor activity; microtubule binding; ATP binding. Gene Ontology annotation, biological process: microtubule-based movement. The record is from RefSeq and is a predicted model, not a curated record. The coding region runs from base 361 to 3462 and encodes 1033 amino acids. The transcript has 19 exons.